AAAAAGAAGAGGGAGGGGCGAAAUACGGGGAGAGAGGAGAGAGGGCUACCAUCUCUCAGAAACAAACACCCUAUUGCAUCUCCGCCUCAGCAGGAAGGUGCGUUUGUCUGGGCAAACCCAGAGUGGAAAGCGCCUUGCCUGCAGCGGCCAAGUGAGUUGGGGCGGCAGCCCGCGGGAGGUGGGGCGAAUUGCUUCCGCAGAGCCUCAACCCGACUCUCUCCCGGCGCGCUGACGCCGGGCUCGGAGGUCGCGGAGGAGUCGAGGACCCGCGCCCGCGAACCUUCCACCUGCCGAAGAUCCGGGUGCAGCCAUGGGCUACCCCGGGCAGAGGCCCGUCAUCCCGCCGCAGAGCCAUCGAGAUGACAGAGAAACCCUGGUUUCUGAACAUAAGCACAAAGGGAAAACUUGUCGACAGUCUGCUGCCGUUUUUAAUGUUGUCAACUCAAUUAUAGGGUCUGGUAUAAUAGGAUUGCCUUAUUCAAUGAAGCAAGCUGGCUUUCCUCUGGGAAUAUUGCUUUUAUUCUGGGUUUCAUAUGUUACAGGCCUUUGUCUUUUUAAUGAGAUAUGUCCAGUUCAACAAAUGGUGUUUCUAAGUUCUGUUUUCAUGUUUGUGAAAUGUUGGGGAAAAAGAAAGAAUGAUUUUUCCCUCAUUUUAUUGAUAAAAGGAGCUGCCCUUUCUGGAACAGACACUUACCAGUCUUUGGUCAAUAGAACUUUUGGCUUUCCAGGAUAUCUCUUACUCUCUGUUCUACAAUUUUUAUAUCCUUUCAUUGCUAUGAUAAGUUACAACAUAGUAACUGGAGAUACUUUGAGCAAAGUUUUCCAAAGAAUCCCUGGAGUUGAUCCUGAAAACUUGCUUAUUGGUCGCCAUUUCAUUAUUGUGCUUUCCACGGUUGUCUUUACUCUGCCUUUGUCCUUGUAUCGAGAUAUAGCGAAGCUUGGGAAGAUCUCUCUUAUUUCUACAGUUUUAACAACUCUGAUUCUUGGAAUUGUAGUGGCAAGGGUAGUUUCACUGGGUCCACACAUACCAAAAACAGAAGAUGCUUGGAUAUUUGCAAAGCCCAAUGCCAUUCAGGCUGUUGGUGUGAUGUCAUUUGCAUUUAUUUGCCACCAUAACUGCUUCUUAGUUUAUGGUUCUUUGGAAGAACCUACAGUAGCUAAGUGGUCUCACAUCAUCCAUGUGUCUACCUUGAUUUCUGUAUUUAUCAGUAUUCUCUUUGCUGCGUGUGGAUACUUGACAUUUACUGGCUACACCCAAGGAGACUUGUUUGAAAAUUAUUGCAGAAAUGAUGACUUGGUAACGUUUGGAAGGUUUUGCUAUGGAGUCACUGUCAUUUUGACAUACCCCAUUGAAUGCUUUGUGACUAGAGAGGUAAUUGCCAAUGUGUUUUUUGGUGGGAAUCUUUCAUCAGUUUUCCACAUUAUCAUAACUGUGGUUAUCAUUACCGUGGCCACACUUGUGUCACUGCUGAUUGAUUGCCUUGGAAUAGUUUUAGAGCUCAAUGGUGUGCUCUGUGCAGCUCCCUUAAUUUUUAUCAUUCCAUCGGCAUGUUAUCUGAAGCUGUCUGAAGAACCCACGACACACUCAGAUAAGAUUAUGUCCUGCGUCAUGCUUCCCAUUGGUGCUGCGGUGAUGGCUGUUGGAUUCGUCAUGGCAGUCACCAACCCUCAAGACUGCAGCCACGGGCAGGAAAUGUUCUAUUGCUCCCUGGACAAUUUCUCCCUCACAAACAUUUCAGUCUCUCAUUUUCAACUGACAACGCAACUUUCUAUUUUAAACGUCAGUGUCUUUCAGUGAGUUGCCUCCUUUAAAAAAAAAUAUGCAUUUUUAUAGACUUCUAAAUUGCAUAAUAACAUUCACACGUUUUAAUCUCCGUAUUAUAAAAUUAUUACUUUGGCAUUUAUCGGGAUUUGGUUUCUUUACUCUUUAGUCCAAUGUAAAAGAUAAAAAGGAAAAGAAAGUUGAAUGUAUUUUAUCUUAAACCAGGGAAAAUAUAAAUGUUUUAAUGACUGUACUGCACAAAUCUUAAAGGCAGAAGGAAAAGUAAGGUCUUUGACAUUUGCUGCCAUCCUCUCAAAGAACUUUUCUCUUUUUAAACCAAUAUAUUGUGCUCUAAAAUGAGUAGAUGAUUGUGGGUUUAAAUUUUCUGUGUGUCCUUUAAGAAAAACAUAGAGGGCUUUUUGUUUUUUAAAGUCUAAGGAAAACUCAAGACGAUUAAAGAGGCAAGAUAUCCCAAGAC
Messenger RNA from Bubalus bubalis (water buffalo), 2240 nucleotides. It is a transcript of the gene SLC38A11, whose product is annotated as solute carrier family 38 member 11. Gene Ontology annotation, molecular function: amino acid transmembrane transporter activity. NCBI's taxonomy places the organism in Eukaryota, Metazoa, Chordata, Mammalia, Artiodactyla, Bovidae. The transcript is spliced from 13 exons. Gene Ontology annotation, biological process: amino acid transmembrane transport. Bases 311 to 1798 code for a protein of 495 amino acids. The record is from RefSeq and is a predicted model, not a curated record.